This is a messenger RNA of Botrytis byssoidea, 2298 nucleotides long. RefSeq lists its product as uncharacterized. The transcript has 2 exons. The coding region runs from base 1175 to 2200 and encodes 341 amino acids. The record is from RefSeq and is a predicted model, not a curated record. NCBI's taxonomy places the organism in Eukaryota, Fungi, Ascomycota, Leotiomycetes, Helotiales, Sclerotiniaceae.
AAUUGUUGCAUAUCUUGGCAUCUGCCAACCACGAGCGUUGGUGACAAUGAAGUCAUGAUCGGUGCGCCUCGACGAAAAAUCGUUACCUCACAAUCUGUACUGUAGGUAUACGCAUGUGUUCCACGAGGUUAUCAAAAGUCGGCUCAAAGGCUUGAACAAAUGAUUGUUUCAGAUUUGAGAGGUUUGAUUUAGGUUAUCUCCUUCAUGAAAUCAAAAGUGGGGAACACGGGACUUGAUACUUUUAGGACAACGAUCAACGACUCACCAACAAUUUAUCCAGAUACGCACCGAAUUCUUGCCUACUUUCGACCCCAAAACUGAGCCAACGGUGAUAACAGUGGUAGGACGAUGCUAUCAAAUAUCACGGAGAAGACAGCAUGCGUGACUCACGUGUGAUAUCACGUGUGUCUACCCCGGUAUCAAUCCUUCAAAAUGCGAGUUUCUUCCUCAAAGAUCCUGAUGAUGGAGUAGGAUCUUUUUGCCAUUUACUUCAAAAUGACUAUAGUCUUCUCUUCAAGUGUGGCAGAAAUAACAGCUUCUUUGCAUUACCUAAUAUUCAAUUUUUACCCCUUUGUUUCUAGCUGCGUGUCAUUUUUAUCAAUCCAUUGCGCAAGUUCACAAGGCAGUUACAAUUUUUAUUUGUAUUAUGGAUUUAAGUACGACAAUCCUCAAGUCUAGCUGUGCCUCUCGCCUUCGUUUCAUCGUAAACUGAAUCUAUUCAAAGGAUCAAAUAUACCUAGAUAUCGACGUUUCUAUUGGUCCCGGCAUUGAAGGAGUUGUUUUAAGCCUCUUUGCGCCGUCGGUCUACUAUUCAUUCUUGUAAUCAUAUCAAAAGUUUAGUCAGUUGAUUGAUUGGCUACAUCACGACGAGUAUGAUAAUUAUAGAAACUUUUGCUUCACAGUUGGAAAUUUCUUCGAGAUUUGACUUGUCAAAUCAUCCACUUCACGUUUGUAUUUGUUGGAAUUACAGCGGCACUGUUUCCAUGAGAAACUCGCAGUCCAGUGAUUGGCUCAGCGUUUUAUCUCCUCUUCUCAAUCUUUUAAUGAUUUAUAAGUACAAAUUAAGCCCUCCAAAAUUGACAACUUCGAUCGUUUUCGCUAUUUGCUUUCUUGGUUGAUAGAAAGCUGUCUCGCUCACCAGCACCACCACUAUAUCAACUCUCCUUGUACCAACAUGUACCAUCAAGUAGAAAAACAAAUGUUGUGUUCUAUCGCUGUUAUACUUUCCAUCCCAGCUAUCAUAAAGGCUCAGGCGCUCGUUGGUUGUGAUUCUGUGAACUGCGUCACUCGGUACAAUCCACCGUCAUGCCCAAUCAAUAACAUCACCCUUUCUGUGAUCGGAAUCACUUCAUUUAAUACUUCGAUCGAUUCAUCACCAUUUACCUGGACAUUGGGGAUUCAAGAAUCAGAUGAUCCAGUUGAAUCUUCUGUCCCUACUACACACCUCAAGCAUCGCCAAACUUCUUCAUCUCCUACAGGUCCUGUUGAGCCUACUCCCACUUACUCCUUCAACAUAACAUUGAGUCGGAAUUUUUAUCUUGGCACCCCUCCGAAGGUUAGUUUCACCUCAGAGUCAAACACCCAUGCAUGCGCACUAUUUUUUGAUGGAAUAGCUUCAGAUUUAACAUUCGGGACCAGCGCUACGGGAACAUGUAAUGAUGCUCUUACAGCAUCUUGUGUUGAUGAACUAUUAGCUCAAUCUCAAUCUCAAAUGGCCAAAAUUUUGUCAAGCACCUCGAGCACUCGAGACGAAACAGAUAUUUGCAAUUCGCUACAGUCAGCCAUUAAAUCUCAAGCUCCGGCAUCUUGUACUGCGGCAAAGGAUGGUAGCUGGGAAGAUCUUGUUGCACAAGGGUUGAGCUCCCCAAUUUCUCCACCAACCAGACCCAAAUCACCCGAUUGUAUCCCAACGACGGGAGAGAAUUACGACUUAUCUUUGAUCCACAACACCACAUCCUCGAGUAUAGUGGAUGUCUCUCACUUUGCUUUACUCUCAGACCCCGCAAAGGGCGCAUUCUAUGACGGCAUUACUCCGAUCCUCACAGUUUUCUGGAACACAUCUAGUUUGAAUGAUACCUCGGCCACUGUUGCCAGUGCAGAAUCUCAUUUGAGUUGUUUGAAAGUGGUGGAAAGUACGAAUGGGGAGGUUGGGGGGACACUUCUUCACCUCCUAAAUCUGAAGGGUCAAUUAUGGGUAUAAAUGGGUAUUGGAGCUGGGGAUUAGUGACGGCAGUUUGGGGAUGGAUUGUGUUUUGUUAGUGACGAGGGUGUAUAUCUGUGGAUUAGACACUUAAUAAA